GCAGUACUGAAAGUACUUAGGGGAUGGAGGUAUUGGGAAACGUCUCAGUCAGCUGAUUUUUGGUUGCGUGGUGUCAAACACAUCAAGAGGAAACAGCUCAGCUCUGUGCACACUCAGCUCUUGACACCAUCAAGGCAACAGCAGUGGAAGAAAUCUCUAAGACAGCUCUGCUCCUUAAAGAGAAAUGGAUUUCACAUCGGAUUAUCAGUACAGUUCAGACUACAAUUACAGUGACACUGGCAAUUUCACUCCACUGGACGAGCCACUUUUUACGCCCAAAUCGACGAGUUCACAGGAUGUCUUGUCUGUGUCUUUGCUGGUGGUCAGUGUGAUCAUUUUCCUGCUGGGCUUUUUUGGAAAUGCAUUGGUCAUCUGGAUUUCUGGCUUCAAGAUGAAGAAGACAGUCAACACCACCUGGUACUUGAGCCUUGCGAUUUCAGACUUUGUCUUCUGCGCCUCCCUCCCGCUCAACAUCGCCUACAUGGCAAAGGAGGAGUGGCUCUUUGGCCGCUUCAUGUGCAAGCUGACCUCCUUCGUUAUGUUCCUUAACAUGUUCAGCAGCAUCUUCCUCCUGGUCGUCAUCAGUGUCGACCGUUGUAUCUCUGUCAUGUUUCCAGUUUGGGCCCAGAACCAGCGCACUAUUAAAAAGGCCUCCAUUGUUGUUGUCCUGUCCUGGUCUCUGGCUGUCGUUUUGAGCAUUCCCUCCCUGAUCUUUCGGGAAGUUGGCAGUCACCUGGGCAGGACUACUUGCUUCAACAGUUAUACAUUACACCAAUACAGUCACGCAAUAGUUGCAGUGAGCCGCCUCCUGGCAGGGUUUGUUGUCCCUUUCAUCGUCAUCAUUGUUUGCUACUCUGUCAUCAUCCUCAGACUUCGCACCAGUAGGAUGACCAAGUCCUCCAAACCCUUCAAAGUGAUGACUGCAUUAGUUGUCACUUUCUUCAUCUGCUGGCUGCCCUACCACGUGUUCAUCCUGCUUGACCUGAACCACCAAAAGUACAACAACGAUAUUUUAAACAUCGGACUUAAAGUAGGCACCUCUAUGGCAGCAGCAAACAGCUUCCUCAACCCGGUGUUAUAUGUUUUCAUGGGCAAUGACUUCAAGCAGAAGUUUAAGAGCUCGGUGUUCUCAAGGAUGGAGAAUGCAAUGGGAGAGGAAGGCCGCAGCAGCCGAUACAUUACCAGGACCAGCUCCAUAGACACCAGAGCUUCUACACACAUCUAGAGAUGUCAGGCAUUACUCCAAAACUGGUUUGCUCUGUACUCUCAUUUGACACCAAAAAUUCCUGUUUUUAAAUAUGCAAUUAACAAAAUAACACACUUGUGACUAAAUUAGCAUUUUUGUAGCACUUUGUCAGGAUAAAGGAAUCUGCUCCCAUUUAGGUUCACAAACAUAGCUGAAGAAUCUGCAUGCUUGAACCAAUAUGUAAACAUGUGCUUAGGUCAUGUUGCAUUGCAGAGGCAGCGGAACUGGUCUCAUCCAGUAGCAGAAGUGUUUUCAGAACAGUGUACAGCAGCACAAGGAGGAAUUUUAGCUGUAAAAUAAAAGGGCUGUAAAAUAUGAGGCAUAUCUUCUGAUUCUAAACAAGGAAAAUGUAUUAUGUUGCUCAUUUGACUCUGUAAUUGAUUGUAGUAAAGUCUACAUUUUCUUCCUUGACUUCUGAACUAAACUGAUAAGCGUAAAGGCUAAACUGAAGUUAACACUCUUUCAAGGAAACAAACAAAGAGCUCAUGAGUUGUAUUUCUUCAGCCCCAGCUGGUGUUCCCACCCAAGUGUCCUGUGGUUUUGUUAGUUUUCUUAGUACUCAACUAUUUCUGUGUUGCAUCACACUGUAUAUGUGAGUUAUAUUAGGGUGGACUAAAUACAAUGUGCAAAUGGGUGGAGGUCUGUUGUUGAAGUAGGUGCAGUGUAGUUAGUUCUUUUAAGAAUAAGAGAAGUAGAGAAAUGGCUACAAACUCUUUUAGAUAUACUUUACUGUGAGAUUGUGUCUUUCUGUCAAUCCAGAAUAGUAAUCAGGAAACCAUGACGCAGUGUAAAUACCACACACCGUGCUGUUAUUAUCAAGUGAUCAAAAUAGUUUGUUGUACAGAAGUGUAUAUUUGUUUUUUGGAAUUAAGCUGUAACUAUUAAAAUUAGCUCUAUGAUGUGUUCUCUAAUCUCAAUAUAUCCUCAGUAUUGAGGCAUUCUUUGCCUUUUGAAGCUAAAACAAAUAAAAUAAUCCCUUCUUGAUAAAAAAUGUUUAUUUGUCAUUAAUUCAUAGUCAUGAUUGGAAAACUGUGGUAAAGGCACUGAGAACUUUAACAGUAGAUUAAAGUUAAGUCAGAUUAGAAGAACUGGAAUAUUUAAUGUGGAAUUAUUUGCAGUCAGAAAGUGUAACCAAGCACUAGCAUUUCAUAGACAGCAUCAGUUAUUUCACUGAUACACUUGCGGUAAUGUACGUACAUAUAUUGUACACAGUGCAAUGAUAUCCCCCCAUCACUGCCCAUAUCACUGCAAACAGGCGGUCAGUAGAGUACAGUGAGCUCCUUACACAACAUAUUUUCAUGCUCAAUUUUGUGAACAAUUCUGAAACAAUAAUACCUGCACUUAGAGACACAGUGAAUGUGUAUUUGAUGUAAACCAUUAACCUUUGAAAACAAUACUUCCUGCACAGUAACAACAUAAGAGGAAUCAUAACGAGCAGAACCAGUCUGGUAAUUUUUUUGAUGUUGAAACAGUGGAGGACAAAGGGAAGACCCACACUCCAAAGGUUAUGUGAAACACUAGCAUUGGGUCACAGUGAAACACGUUUGUGUCAUUAAAUGGCAGAUGGACGGUUAGCUGGUGGAGAGGUUAGCAGCUAAAGAGUCAGAUGUUGGUAAAGACCAAAACAGAGAUAAAAGAAGAGUGAACAUAGGACUUACAUUCAUCAGGCGCUAAGAAAAACCUUUUUUAACUAACUUUAACUAAGGUUUCAUCUAGUGCCAUCAUCAUGUUAAAAUAUUAAUUUGUCCAGUUCUUCACAGUCCAUAAUUUCAGUCCCUCUGCUGGCCUCUUAUACUUUGUGUUUUGUGCUAAUGUAACACGUGAACCUGGUAAAUAUUAUACCUGCUUGUGUGGUCAUGUUUAUUUCUUGGAUGCACAGCCUCUGUGUUUUACAGGAAAUCCGUGCCAUGCACACUGGACCAUUGAACAACCGUAGGUAGUGGUAAUUUACUUUUAAUUUAGUAUAUUUACAUAAGUUAGGGUAUAUUCCAUAUAACAGAAUCUAAAUACUAAGUAGGCUACUGCUUUUAUUCAUUCUAUGGUUGUCAUAGUCCGUAAAUAAUGUUCAGUUUUGUUUUUGUCUUGUGUCUGUUGUCUUGUGGCUUCUGCUUUUAUUUUGAAAUUUUAUCUCCUCUUGUUUCAGGUUGCUUGCCCUUCCUU
Molecule: messenger RNA, 3406 nt
Organism: Toxotes jaculatrix (banded archerfish)
Lineage: Eukaryota; Metazoa; Chordata; Actinopteri; Toxotidae
Product: chemokine-like receptor 1
Exons: 2
Coding region: 185-1225 (346 amino acids)
Biological process (GO): regulation of calcium-mediated signaling; phospholipase C-activating G protein-coupled receptor signaling pathway; positive regulation of cytosolic calcium ion concentration
Cellular component (GO): plasma membrane
Molecular function (GO): complement receptor activity; G protein-coupled receptor activity
Source: RefSeq, a predicted model, not a curated record